Messenger RNA from Suillus clintonianus, 1491 nucleotides. RefSeq lists its product as uncharacterized. The coding region runs from base 373 to 1320 and encodes 315 amino acids. The transcript has a single exon. The record is from RefSeq and is a predicted model, not a curated record. NCBI's taxonomy places the organism in Eukaryota, Fungi, Basidiomycota, Agaricomycetes, Boletales, Suillaceae.
UCUUCUACAAGUGCCAAACCCUCUUCUACAAGUGUCAUUACCUCUUCUACGAUCACUCCUACCGCAAGCACUUAUGACCCAUGUGAUUCCUCGACUCUUGUGUCUUCUACAAGUGCCAAACCCUCUUCUACAAUCACUCCUACCGCAAGCACCUAUGACCCAUGCGAUUCCUCGGCUCCUGUGUCUUCUACAAGUGCCGGACCCUCUUAUGCAGUCACUCCUACCGCAAGCACAUAUGACCCAUGCGAUUCCUCGGCUCCUGUGUCUUCUACAAGUGCCAAACCCUCUUCUACAAUCACUCCUACUGCAAGCACCUAUGACCCAUGCGAUUCCUCGGUUCCUGUGUCUUCAUCUCCCCUCGCCAGUUCCUCGAUGAACUCGAUGAAAAAGCGUCAGUUUGGCUCCUCGUAUGCACCCACCUUUGGAUUUGGCAGUCCAACGACUACUGUCACUACUUCAUCCACUCAUGCCGGGACUAGCACUGCUUUCCCCACGAGCGUAGUGAGUUCUUCUGCCAGUAGUCCUGCAUCAAUUGUUUCUACAAGUGCCUUGGCGAGUUCCUCUGUCACUUCCACUCCUGCGACCACCUUUGGCUUUGGCACUACUUCGAGUACUUUGGCGAGCUCUUCUGUCGCUUCUACUCCCGCGACCACCUUUGGCUUUGGUACUACUUCGAGUACUUUGGCGAGCUCUUCUGUCGCUUCUACUCCUGUGACCACCUUUGGUUUUGGCACUUCUACAGGUACCGGUGUUGCUUCAACCACUCCCGUUGUAUCCACUGGCACUGGCACUGGGCUUCUCACUUCCUCAGCCCCUCUUGUGACGCCUGCACCAGCUACCACUACCGGCGCGAAUAAUGUUUCCACUGUGAUCGUUGUGACCACCGUGGUUGUUACUGUUACGGCUAAUGGUACGGCUGUAUCCAGCAUUUCUCCAACGGCGACGAGUGCGGGAUUGAACGGAACUGUAACAUCCACUAUCCCUACCGUUACACAAACUCCACUUGCUGCAUCCUCUGCUUCGCCAUCUCCUUCUUAUGCCCCAACCACUACCAUUAACUUGAACAGUCCCUCCGCCACUCAAAGUGCAAGCGCCACCACCAUUAACUUGAACAGUCCCUCCGCCACUCAAAGUGCAAGCGCCACCACCAUUAGCUUGAACAGUCAUUCCGUCACUCAAACUGCAAGCGUCAGAUCCAGCGCUGCAUCAUCUCCCAUUAUUUCUGGAUCACCGGUCGUCCGGAUCGGUGCAACAUCUUCAUCCGCGGUGGUUUCUUCUUCGACUGCUUCAUCUCCAUUCAAUUUUAUCUCGGCUUAUUGAAGAGCGGGUGGGUUGUGUUAAUGAUGGAUUUUGAUGAUGGAUUAUAGGACUCUAUGGAACCCGGGACACUAGCUCAUAUACCUAUACGCUGUAUCAAUUAGCUGUUAUACUUAGUUGUGCGAUGUAUCGCUAAUAUGUAGUUCAAGAUGCAGGACGUCUUAUAAUAUUGUU